UUCUCCCAAAUAAAAUCCAAACAAGUCUCAAGAGAAGUGAGUGCAGCAGACUUAUACCAAACUCAGAAAAUCAUCAAAUAUUUCACAUCUCAUCUCAUCUCAUCUCAUCUCCAACUUAACUUCCAUGGCCGCUGAGUCCACCUCGUCGCCUCCAAGAAUCAUCGUCCAGAAAAGCCUCUCCGAUGCUCAGCUCUCUCAGCUCCGCAUCCAAUCUUGGCCCAAGUGGGGUUGUUCGCCGGGGAAGUACCAACUGAAGUUUGAUGCUCAGGAAACAUGUUAUCUGCUGAGAGGGAAAGUUAAGGUUUAUCCCAAGAACAACCAAACAUCCUCGGCGCCGGCGCCGGCGCCGGAGGUUGUGGAGUUCGGAGCCGGCGAUCUCGUGAUUAUACCCAAAGGGCUUACUUGCACUUGGGACGUGUCCGUAGCCGUCGACAAGCACUAUAAGUUUGACUCCUCCUAAUAUUAAUCUCAUCAACAAUCAACAAUCAACAAUAUAAUAUAAUAGCGUCCAUUAUGCACUUCAAUUCUUGCAUCUUAA
Molecule: messenger RNA, 538 nt
Organism: Ipomoea nil (Japanese morning glory)
Lineage: Eukaryota; Viridiplantae; Streptophyta; Magnoliopsida; Solanales; Convolvulaceae
Exons: 2
Coding region: 125-460 (111 amino acids)
Source: RefSeq, a predicted model, not a curated record